Didymodactylos carnosus is the source of this 2610-nucleotide messenger RNA. The record is from the annotation of a GenBank genome assembly. Lineage: Eukaryota; Metazoa; Rotifera; Eurotatoria; Philodinida; Philodinidae.
AUGCAAAGUUCUCGGGUCGGGUCUGGUACGGGUGGAAAAAAAAUUUUCGAAUUGGGUACGGUAUUUGGUUCGUGGUUCCUAUCUGUGGCUGUUGUUUCACGAUAUAUAACUAAUCUAAACUCGGUCUAUAAUCCACCAAUACUUAAGUCAUCAAAUGCUUGGUCACUUGAUACUAAACAGAAUGAUCGAUUAACAGUUACAAAUAACAAAUCUACUAAAAAAGUAUAUAUAAAUCGAACACACCAACCAGAUAAAAAUGAUGAGGACACAUGGACAACUGUUACUGACACAACAACACAAAGCAAUCGCUACUCUCAAUUGCAACAAAAUACCGCCCUAUACAGAUGUCAAAAUAAAAAAUUGUCCACAGUGACAUCAACUAAAAGACUAAUUUUGGAAAAGAUUCGUCAAACAUACAAAGAAAUUACCAAAGUUCUACUGUUUUAUUCAAUUGAUGAACAAAUUCACUCAAAUACACGUUCGAAAUAUAGUCAAGUAAAAUAUGCAUUACGAACAUUAUGUUUAUAUGGAUUAUUUUUAAUCAACAUUUUGAUUGUCAGUAUCGUCAUGUACACUCCGGAAGCCUAUCGUCUAGCAAACAGUUUUAAACAACACCUGAUUGAUGCACAAUUUCAAAUGGAUUUUAGUACGAUGAGCGACAGAGAAAAUGAACAGCCAGUUUUUCCAGAAAGUAUUCUAAAAUACAAGAAUAAUUUUGCUAUUAACUAUACACAAAUCAGUACUAUUGGAGAAAUUUGGCGAUUCUUAUACAAGCCAUUGAUUGACGUUUAUUUUGGAUCUUAUCGUUGGUACAAUAAACUGAUUAAUCUUAAUCGUACAAUGCGUUAUGUAUUAAAUCAUAAUUUAUUAAUCGGUAUGCCGAGGAUACGUCAAGUGCGAGUGAAAAAAGAAGAAUGUAAUGUUCAGCAAAGUUUUAAAGAUGAAAUCAAAGAUUGUUAUGUUGGUCCGCUGAAAUAUCGUUCGUUUCGAGAAAAACGAUUUGUAUUUAAAAAACGACCAUGGAAAUAUGAAAAUUCUGAUUUGACACAAAGUGCAACUUAUAGAGGAAAAUUUGCUACAUACAACGGAGGAGGGUAUGUGGUUGAAUUAGGCGCAUACAACCGAAAAAUUAAGCGUAUUAUUGAAGAAUUAAAUUAUUUACAAGCAGAAAAAUGGAUUGAUAGAGCGACACGCGCAGUAUUUAUCGAUAUUAUCACGUAUAAUCCGAGUACAAAUCUAUUUUGCUAUGUUUCUUUGGCUAUUGAAUUAUCCGCAACUGGUGGGAUAUUUCCUCAAUAUCGUAUUGAAACACGGCAAUUAAUGCGAUAUAUCACAUUACCUCAGUUUUAUGUUCUGGGAUGUGAAGUUGUUUGUGUCGUUUUUACAUUCGUUUAUUUAGCUGUGGUAAUAAUAAAAAUAGCACAAUUAAAACUAACAUCAUUGAUUCAGUUAUGGAAUAUAAUGGAUAUCAUCAUAUUGAUUUUAUCUGGUUGUGUUAUUUUAUCAAAUUUUCGACGUUUAUUUGUUGUGAAUACUGUCAUAGCCGAUCAGACAUCGGUGCAUGAUAUCGCGUUUGAUAGUAUGAUUCUAUCUGUCAUUCGUAUACAAAAUACAUUUGACACGCUAAUGGCAUUUUUAACAUCACUUGCCUUUCUUCGUAUGUUUAAAUAUGCCGAUAUUCUUAAAAAUUUAAUUUAUAUUAAAGCAACACUCAAACUAUGUAUCGGAGAUUUGCUCGGAUUUCUUACCAUGUACAUUGCCAUUUUGAUAGCCUAUGCUCAAUUUGGUAAUCUAGUAUUAGGUACAAAAAUAUCAUCAUUUUCAACUCUUGGCCAAGCGUUCGUUACAAUGUUUCGCAUUGUACUUGGCGAUUUUGAUUAUGAAAUAAUUUCUAAUGCAAGUCCUAUUAUUGGUGCACUCUAUUUUUUUAGUUACAUCUUUUUUAUUGUAUUUGCAUUACUCAAUCAAUUGUUAGCUAUUAUAAUAGAUACGUAUGAAGAGGUUAAACGACGGCGAAAAGAAUUUGAAGAACAACUACUUAUUGCACUCUGUCCAUUUUUCUAUCAACAUGUUGAACGAUUUUUUACACGAAUUCAUAUGUGGUCUAAAUUAGAACAAAUAUUUAAAAAAAUCAUGUAUAAAACACAAGAUUAUAUUACUGUACAUGAUUUAAUUCGAAAAAAAUUAAAUCAUUGGCUUCCUAAACAAGUAAUCGAUCAAUUAGAACGUGAUUUUGAAUUACAGAAACACAUAUUUCUAUCUGAACACGAUGCUAAAGGAUUUAUUGAGUUUGCUAGAGCAGAUCGUCAAUUACAAAAAGAAACGAUCAAAAAAUUGUUUAUUCAAGAAACAUCAUUAAAAUAUUUAGUUCGAGAACAGGAAUUUAGAUGGAGAGCAAGAUCAUAUUGUACAAUACAAGAGUGGAAAGUACUUAAAUAUCGUACACUUAAACUAGAAGAAUUGUUAACGUUGCUUGAAAUCAAAAUUCUAUUUACUUAUACAAAGACAGAUGAAAUUUUAAACCCGAAAAGUGAAAACAUAUCUGAAGAAACGUCAACCGCCAUGGACUCGAAUAGUACAAUGGUGAGAACUAAUGAACAACAAAGUUGA